Lacerta agilis (Sand lizard) is the source of this 675-nucleotide messenger RNA. Its product is annotated as glioma pathogenesis-related protein 1-like. The annotation marks the transcript as partial. The transcript has 5 exons. NCBI's taxonomy places the organism in Eukaryota, Metazoa, Chordata, Lepidosauria, Squamata, Lacertidae. The record is from RefSeq and is a predicted model, not a curated record.
AGGCCAACGUUGCAACAACCUCUCUACUCCAUACGCUGCUGCCAUAACAUCGCGGUGCUGAGGACAAGUCCCGGAGGGCAAUUCCACAAAUCGGAUUACGAGACAUUUGAUCUCGCCUUAGCUAAAAUAGCCAGAGAAUGGGGAAAGAAAUGCAUAUUUGAACAUAACCCAAUUAAGAAUAUUCACCCUAAACAUGAAUUUAGGCCGUUUGGAGAAACUAUGUACAGGACACCUGCCAAAAGUAAUCCAUUUGAUCCUGCUAUUCCUAUUUCAAAAUUUCAUGAUCAAGUAAUAUACUACAACUACAGCAGCAACACAUGUGAAAUGUUAUGUAAAGAUUAUCUUCAGGUAAGUUGUAUUUUUCGCUCGUCAGAUUGUCAACCAUUUUUCUAUCUUCAGAAACAGAAGCACCUUAAGGUUACACAUUUUUCUGGCACAUUUAUCACCCCCAAAAUAACAGAAAUAAUUGUUUCGGCUAAUACUUAUAAAGUUGGCUGUGCUGUCAUCUUCUGCCGUCAAUCACAAGAUGGAAGGAGGAAUAGUGCGACAUUUGUGUGCAAUUAUGGUCCAUCGAUGAAAGUUGGAGUUCAACCAUAUAAACCAGGAAGGCCAUGUAGUAACUGCCCAGAAGGAGACAAGUGUCAAAACAGACUCUGUAGUAAGUAUAGUGAAUGA